Nannizzia gypsea CBS 118893 is the source of this 3312-nucleotide messenger RNA. RefSeq names its product DUF747 family protein. Bases 1 to 3312 code for a protein of 1103 amino acids. The record is from RefSeq and is a predicted model, not a curated record. Gene Ontology annotation, cellular component: endoplasmic reticulum membrane. Gene Ontology annotation, biological process: maintenance of protein localization in endoplasmic reticulum. NCBI's taxonomy places the organism in Eukaryota, Fungi, Ascomycota, Eurotiomycetes, Onygenales, Arthrodermataceae. The transcript has 3 exons.
AUGACAAGUGAUGGGUACCAUACAAUGAAUGGGCUGGGUAUUGAUAAUGGAGGAGAAAAGCGCGUGACUACCCCGGACAAGAUGGCUGGUUUAUCCCUGUUCAAUGGCGGCAGACACCGAAGCGAGGACACAGAUGAGCUUGAUCGUGAGGAGCAGCUGGCGGCGAGCUCGGAGCCUAAAGUGAAACCAGUGACAGCAGUGGAGGUUGGCGGCAAUGUCGACCGCAGACAGCUACCCAGCCCAGUCCAAACGCCAGAGCCAGAAAGUCAAAGAACGAAACGGCCGGAAAAUACUGUAGACGAAGGCCUUACGCUCCCGAAAAGGCCAGCUGGCCAGAUACCAAGACCUGCGGCAGCCGAAGUUACGCUUAAAGACCGCUCAUAUAUCUCUUCGCGCCCGCCAAAGUCAAAUAAACACAAUGCUGAGGGGGACGGGACGAGAGAAAAGGACAAGAUCCAAAAGCUAUCCCCAGCGAAAUUACAGGACCUAACGUCUUCGCCAGAAUUCACUUGUGUGCGGGUAGCUGAUGAUGUUGACACUGAUGUCGAUGUUGACACGGCGGAGCCACAAGUUCAACAGAUACCACUAAAGCCGGCUCACAUCUCGCCUAUCGAGGUUGGAGCAGAAACAGAACGGGGACCACCGACGAGCUCACUGAUACCUUUGGAUGAGAAAGAUGAAGAGGAUGCUUACGACGCAGAUAUGGGUAUUGCCUCGGGCUCGAACAGUGCACUAAAGGAACGCAAUAGAAGCCGCGCGCGAACACGUCGGUCCAGCACGGGAAAGAAACAAGUCCAUCUUCAGGAUCCGUUGGAGUUUCAUGGCCGGCGUGUUAAUAGUGAUCCAACUCAGCCACUCCCUACGUCAUUUCGUUCCUCUAAAAAGGCCUCGUCUGUGUCUGGUCCAGUGCCUGUGGAUGGGAGAGCGAGACCGUACAACAAUGGCUCAAGUAGCCGUUCAAGACGGAUGCCGUCCCCGUUGAAUCUAGAUGCAGGAUUCCGACCAAUACGUUCAUCGGGCGCAAAUAGAAGCGUGUCACCCGUGCCAGCCUCUAUUCCAAUUCCGCCGUUUUCUAUACCUACCUACCUCCAGCUCGAACUGUCCUCUCACCGACCAUCGUCAUUAUAUAUCCAUCGAUCAGGAGCGCAUGAUUUCCCCUAUGAGAGUUCUAGGGUUAUGCUAGAAAGAUUGCAGAAUUUCUUUCUUCUUCCUCCGCUUUUAGAACAGGCGUUAUGUUUUGGCACGCUGGCUUGUCUCGACUCAUGGCUGCAUACUUUCACUCUUCUCCCACUACAAUUUCUAAAGGCAGUCUACAUCCUGCUACAGUCCUGGAUGAUUAAUCUUGGGCUUGAGAUCCAGUUCGUCGCCUCAUAUAUUGUGAACGGCCUCGGUCGGAUGUGGAAACGUCGACGACGACGUGAUUCCGUGUCUGAAACCGCGCAUGAGAGACCUAUUAAUUUCAAAGAUUCCUCACCGAAGCUUAUACCCAUUGACCCAUCGCCAAGAGAUAGUAGUCCGGUUCUAGAUCCAGCUUCAGGGUCAGAUGCACAUCGGCGUCGUGGAUCUACAACUCGAAGACAUCGGAGGUCAAAGUCUAUCCCGUCCACACUGCUUGCAAAUGACAAGGCAGAUAUCCUUAAAGGAUUACUGAUGAUAUUCACCUGCACUAUUCUAAUGUAUUUCGAUGCGAGUCGAAUGUACCACUGGAUUAGAGGGCAGGCAGCUAUCAAGCUCUACGUUAUAUAUAACGUCCUUGAGGUUGGAGAUCGAUUACUUUCUGCCAUCGGACAAGAUGUUCUCGAAUGUCUUUUCUCUCAAGAAGCAUUGGAACGAAGACCAGACGGCCGAAGCAAAGUCGUACGUCCAUUUUGGAUGUUCAUCUUUGCUCUUAUAUAUACCGUGAUCCACGCCACGGCGCUUUUUUAUCAGGUGAUGACCCUAAACGUGGCAGUAAACUCAUACUCCAACGCGCUGAUUACCCUGCUAUUAUCCAACCAAUUCGUCGAGAUCAAAUCAACCGUCUUCAAAAGAUUUGAAAAGGAGAACCUUUUCCAACUCACCUGUGCAGAUGUCGUCGAGCGGUUCCAGCUGUGGCUAAUGCUCGUCAUAAUCGCUUCAAGAAAUUUCGUAGAAACAGGAGGUUUCAAGCUCGGAGGUGCCUUGACAUCUCAAAGCAACGCGGCAACCAGCACCAACAGCACAACCGCCUUUCGACCGUCCACAUCAAUCCUUCCGCAAUCAUUCACGCUUCUUAUUCCAUCGUCCGUGUUUUCUUCACUCAGCAGUGUUAACUCCAUUCUCCCUGCAAUUGGCCACCUUCUGGCUCCUUUCCUCGUUGUUCUCGGCUCCGAGAUGGUGGUCGACUGGCUCAAACAUGCCUACAUUAGCAAGUUUAAUAACCUUAAGCCAGCAAUGUACGGCAGGUUCCUUGAUAUUCUCGCCAAAGAUUACUAUAGCAGCGCAUUCUCCGACCCAAAUCUUAACCGCCGCCUCGGACUACCGGUUAUACCCCUUGCCUGUCUAUUUUUCCGCGUUUCAGUUCAGACAUAUCAGAUGUUUUUAACUGCUUGGCUACCACAGCUAUCUUCAUCUCCCUUCUACCCUUCGACGUCAAACGCUACGUCCUUGACUGAGAUACACAGUCACUAUGCACCCAUUUCUGGCCCAUCGACCUCUUUAUCGUCUAUACUAUCCGACUUAUCCAACUCUUCCGCCUCUGCAGUCCUAUCUUCCAUCUCACUUUCGACAAUCACGCAAGCAGCUUCUUCUAUUUUCCAAACACUAGUCUCAUAUGCCACUCCCUCCCCCGCAUCUUUCGUCCCUAUCUUCACUGUCAUCCUUGUUCUACUAUUGUAUAUCACCUUACUUCUGGGAAAACUCGUUCUCGGCAUGAUACUUCUGGGCUACUCUCGAACAAGGUACAAGAAUAUGAAAUAUCGAGAGCGGGAGUAUGCAGCACAACAGAAACGGGAGCAACGGCGCCAGCAGCAACAACAGUACAUAAACUCGACAUCCCCUUUACCUCAUGGGUCUUCAUUACCUGUCCCAUCUAUCGAAACGUCGCUGUCUAAUAGCGCAAGCAACAGCAACAGUGAUAUGAUAGAAGGAGGUCGACGUGGUGGUGGUUGGGGUGCCGUCGAGGUUGGGGAAGAUAAAAGAAGAUGGAUAUAUGUCGAUGACCCUGAAGGUCUGCGGAGAGUGCGUGAUCGAGAAGCAAAAAGCAGAAGUGAUAAACCUGGUGGAUCUGGUAGUGGGGCCCAUGGGCUUGAAAACGUAAAAAGAUAUGAAAUGGCGGCCAAGAGGAUAUGGUAA